Messenger RNA from Lichtheimia ornata, 684 nucleotides. RefSeq lists its product as uncharacterized. The record is from RefSeq and is a predicted model, not a curated record. Bases 1 to 684 code for a protein of 227 amino acids. The transcript has a single exon. NCBI's taxonomy places the organism in Eukaryota, Fungi, Mucoromycota, Mucoromycetes, Mucorales, Lichtheimiaceae.
AUGGUUCAUUACGCCUUUCUCACCUUUGAUUCAGCUGGACAUGUUUAUGGAAUCAUCAAUCUCGCGGACAAGAUAUUGCAAGCCAAUCCGGAUGUGACUGGAACCAUCUACAUCGCCUGCACCAAGUCAAGCAAAUGGGUAACGACCAACGUGGGAAGCAACCCGCUUCAUCGUUUGAGAGUUAUCAAGCUUUAUGUGGAGCCUGAUGGUGACGAUAUUAAUGUUCCUUUUAUUUAUUCGCUGGAGCAGCCUGAUCAACUUGCCAACGACAUGGUGGAUGGUAUCAAAAACAAUAUAGGCAAUUGCUCGUCAAUAGGAGAAGAAGGGCACCCUGUGGCAACUAUAACCGACAUGUAUGGAUCUCAUUGGGGAUUGCUAGCGGCAAGAAAGCUUGGGGUCAAGUCGUACAUUUACAUGCCUACUCCAAUCUUGAAGUGGUCAGUGCUACGGCUACUUCCUCAAGUGCGCGAUAAGGGACUUGAUCCACAACAUGGUACAUUGACGAUUCCUCACUAUCGUACACUCCAACACGCACAAUUACCUCAAAUGGGUGAUAUGAUUGAUGCUUUGGUUGAUCAAUGCGAGCAAGCAAAAUACCAUGAUGGCAUGCUUACCCAUGAUCAAGAGGAGACCUAUAGCAUUGAUUAUAUCACAUCCCUACAUCAAUUUAUCCCAAAGACUUGA